Molecule: messenger RNA, 759 nt
Organism: Radiomyces spectabilis
Lineage: Eukaryota; Fungi; Mucoromycota; Mucoromycetes; Mucorales; Radiomycetaceae
Exons: 3
Coding region: 30-491 (153 amino acids)
Source: RefSeq, a predicted model, not a curated record
ACUCUGAUUAGCUCUCUACCCUUCUUCGCAUGUCAAUCUAUUCAAAUCAGCAACUGCAAGAACUUCUUGGCUGUUAUGUGACGAUUUCCCUUGCAAACGCAGAGACUAAAGAAGGAUUCCUGUACACAGUCGAUCCUAUCUCAGGAACUUUUAUAUUAUAUCAGCCGGAAGCAUUUCAGGCGCUGAUGAUUUCGCAACAUGCUAUCACUUCAUACGAGUUCGAUCAGAGCAAGAAAAUAGAUCUUGGUAUCAUGGACGAAGCAUUGCAUCUCCCAAGUUUUGACGAUCAAUGGUUGACUAAGCGGCGGAACGCGGUCGUCAACUAUCUCACCCAACACCGAAUCCCAUUCCGUCUUGUUGAAGGCAAGGCUUCUAUCCAGAUGUUGGACUCGGUGUAUGUUGAACCACCCUUUGUAGCCACGAGUAUUAUCGGUGAUAACGCUUUAAUACGUGAACGUGUACGCCAACUAAUGAUGGAAAUUCCCUUGUGAGCAUUUGCUUUAAGAAUACCAUCUCCCAGCGGCUUACCUACGGCUGUUUUAUUUAUCAGCGAACUAUUUACCUAAUUUCAUCCUGCUGGCUCUAUGAUGGAAUUGCUUUAAACGCGGUGAAAUCAAAUGGACGAUUAAAUGAAUAGAAUAUCAUGUAUCCGUACCACAAAGCACAAAUACUGCUUUUUCUGAUCCAGUGACAUGUUAAAUUCGGUUGGAAAAUGAGUGAUUUGCGGUGCUCCCGCAGGUGGGAAUAAAAAAUGGUUGC